CUAUAAUUCCAGUUUAUAUCACUCACUGUAUCUAUCAAUUUAUGACAACUUCGCUGUAUUUUUAUAGUGUAUAAAUAAUUUAUUAGAAUAUUUUUCACACAUGGAUUUGGAUCUUCACAGGGUGGAUUACUUGCAGGUCGCAGUUACCGGAAAAAAUUGCAUGAAAGUUUUACCCAACAAUGAAAAAUCAAAAAGAAUUUUGCAGAAAGUUGUAGUUGCGGACAAGAGCGGGGUUGUUACUUGUUUUGGAUCGAAAAAAAGAGAUAUUUCUAAUGUUUUCAAGACUUUGCCAGGAGAACCAAACAAUUUUCUGGAUUUGGGUGGUGCAUUAGGAACUCCGCAAGAUAAAAUAUUUGUUGCGUCUGGUUCUGUUGUGCACGGCUACUCAAGAAAAGGAAAAAAGUUUCUAGGAUUUGACACAAAUAUUACAGAAAACAUAAAGUGCAUUUGUGUGAGCGGAAGUGACCUUCUCAUUGCAGGAGAAUAUAUUUACAAUCAUUUUUGUGAUUGCAUUGACAAAGGAUAUUAUCUGAGCAGCGAUAAAAUAAAUGAUAUCAUAUGUAUUCCUGUACUUCGAAAAGAAGGCGACAAUUUCACACCAAUUCUAGCUUGCAACGACAGAUUACUUCGUGUUCUUGAUGGUACUGAGCUACGAUAUGAAAUAGAAGUAGCUGGUGUUCCACAAUGCAUAGUUCCUUACCUUGGUAAUGGAGGUGAAGACGGAAAUGAAAUAAUAUAUGGGACUGUAGAUGGAACGAUUGGCCAUAUUGUCGUUGGCAGGGAUGAACCCAAUCAUACAUGGGAGCUACCUAAUGAUAGAAAUUUAGGUGGGGUAUCCUGCUUGGCACAUCAUGAUAUGACUGGGAACGGAACGCCUGAUCUUUUGGUGGGAAGAGAAGAUGGCACAGUAGAAGUUUAUAGUUAUGAUAUUGGCGAAGAACCAACGUUAAGAUAUUCUCAUACAUUCAACGAAAGCAUUACUGCCAUACAAGGAGGUGUCAUUGGAGCAACUGGGUUUGAUGAAAUUGUCUUGCUCACUUAUUCCGGUUGGAUAAUCGGGUUGACAACAGAACCCCCAACCAAACACAUUGGAUCAUCUCGCUCUAAAAGUCUGUCUUCUUCAACGAAUGAGCAAGAAGACCAAGAAAAUUUACAAAAAAUCAAUGAAAUCAAAUCAGAAAUAGAAGAAUUGCAGAUGAAGGUUGCUUCUGAAAGAGACAAAUACAGGAAAAGAGCAACUCAACCUGUUGACAAGAACGAAUUGCCAACAAUGUCUCGUGCUGCAAUAUUUCAUGUGAAAGAUAGGUUUGUUCUAUCACCUUCUGAUUCAAGUUAUAACCUAAGUAUUGAAGUCCAAACACCAAUCGACCACAUAGUAUUACAGAGUGAUGUUCCGAUAGAUAUUUUGGACGUUGCUAAAAACUCAGCAGUUGUUUCAUAUACCCCAUGUACAUCUGGUCCACCUUCAUCUACUGGUGGAAAUUAUUCUGAUGUCAACUCUGGGAAUUUUCUGCUUGCUACCUACAGAUGCCAGUCUAGCACUACACGACUUGAGCUAAAAGUUCGAUCGAUUGAAGGUCAAUAUGGACUUCUGCGAAUGUACAUCACACCACAACUUCAACCAAAGACUUGCAUUGUUAGAGAAUUUGUCAUCAAACCUCUUUCACUUCAUCAAAGAAGCCAUUUUAUUGAUGAUAACAGGCCAAUGAAUGUGCUUAAAUUGACCGGACCAUUUAGCUUGGCAGAAAUGCAUUCAUGGGUUGCAUACAGCUUACCAGAUGUACCAGACAGAACACCAACUGAUGAUGUUGCCACAUUCAGCUUUGUGAAUACCUUUUUGGACACUGUUCUUGAAUGUACUUACAAGAAAGGUGAAGGAAUAUUCAAAUCUGAUAAUAUUUCCACCAUAUCAAUUUUGAAAGAUGUUUUAACAAAAGAAGCAACAGGAAGAAAAAUUAAUUUGAAUAUAAAUUACGAUUUCAAUCAGUCAUCUAUUCCACAUACUUUAAGUUUAAUUCACCCUAAAUUGGAUUACCAGUUGAUGCUAGCCAAGAAGGUUCAACUCAUUGAUGCAUUAAAGGAAUUACAAGUCCACGAAGGUAACAUUGAUUUUCUAGCAGCAGAAUAUCAAAUGAUACUUGGGGACAGUGAGAUGUUAAAAGAGGAAUUCAAAAAACAACCCGCACAUUUGGAGAGAUUAUAUGGCAUGGUCACUGAUCUCUUUAUUGACAAGUUUAAGUUCAAAGGUGUCAAUGUUAAACAAAAAGUUCCACAACUUCUAGAAACUUUGGACAAUUAUGAUCUUUCAACAUUGAUAGAAUUCUUUGAAACUGCAACAGUAUGACUUCACAUCAUGUUUAUAAUUAGAAAGCAUUUUAGUAUUCCACAGCAGCAAGAGAACAUUCCAUCCCGUGAUGUGGACCCACAUUUAAUAUAAAACCUCUAGUAUGACUAACGUCAUCAGAGGCUGCUUAGCUGUAUUUUGAAUGUGAUGUCCGGAGUUCUUUCAAUUGUCAGUGCGCCACACCAGGGAUGAUGCAUAGCCUACAAUAAUAUAAUUCAAGCAUAACAUCACGAUUGCUUUUCGUACCUCUCUGCUAGCGGUCAAGCGACAUACCAGUCUUUGUUACAAAUUUUCUAAUAAAUUCAUAUUUUUUUUA
Styela clava is the source of this 2660-nucleotide messenger RNA. RefSeq names its product BBSome complex member BBS7-like. NCBI's taxonomy places the organism in Eukaryota, Metazoa, Chordata, Ascidiacea, Stolidobranchia, Styelidae. Gene Ontology annotation, cellular component: axoneme; BBSome; neuron projection. The record is from RefSeq and is a predicted model, not a curated record. Gene Ontology annotation, biological process: cilium assembly; intracellular transport; intracellular protein localization.